AUGCCACUUACACCAGCUCAGAGCCUGAACUCAGACGAUUUGAUGGACUUAUCGUUUGGACCCAAUUUGGGGGGAGAGGGACUGGCUAAUUCCCCCUCAAUUGCUGUGUCUCUCCGUGAUCUGAACAAUCAUAGACCCUUUGGAUCCCGCGAGACACGUUAUCCAGAUGGGGACAGACAUCGUCCUCGAACCAAUAGGUCCCAGAGUCCCAAUCGACAAGGGACCCUUUCCCAGAGUGAGAGGUACCCACGUGAAACUCCACCAUUGGAUAACCACGAGGGCAUGAGCUACUCCCGACCACUUGCUGGAAGCAAUCUCCAGGCAUUUCAAGCUUUGUGCCAGGAUGCCGGCUUGGAUAUCGACCAUGAGUUAACCGCACAAAACCUUGCACAGGUAUACGGAGUGGACAAUCAACACAUCGCCCAAUCCACGUUCCUGGCCCGUAUCUUGGCGAAGCUAUCCAACAUGGAAAGCAAGGUAGAUAGCCUCACCCUUGAGGUUGCCAACCUGAAGGACACUGUUGAAGAGGCGUUGACCACGGCUACAAACCACCCAGAGGAGGCCACUAAUAGGACCAACAAUGCUCCCGUUGUUUCCCAAGCUGUUUGGGUGACAAGCAAAGAGCUCAACCAACUGAUUGUUGGGAAAGCGAUGGAGAUGAUCACUAAUCCCAUCUUGGAGGCUUACACCGCUGUGGACACUGGUGGUCGUGGUCGUCGUGCGGGAAAAAAAUCCAGGGGGUUUGGCUGCCCCAUUCCCUAUUCAACACCAUCAAAUGACAUCAAUUACCCACGGUAUCAGCAACAUUGCAACAGUCAAUCUCCAGCAUGGAAAGCGGAUCACCUUCCCCCCAAAAACCUAGGUAUCACCGAUGCAACAGCUACCAAGUUAUAUUACAAAGCUAUCAGAAAUCAUUUGAAACAUGUGCGUGAGAGGUAUCACAAGUUGCUUUUGACCGGCAUUGACGAGUAUCACAAUUCCAGCCACGGAGAAGGAGACGGGGCACGUGAGGGUGAAGGCGAAGGCGAAGGAGAUGGCAACAGCGAACCACGCGAAGGCGAAGGCGAAUCCAGAAUUGUGGUACCUUACAUAGAGGAUCUGAUGUACUUGAUUGCCCAAAAAUUUGACACCGUUGGCAAACAUGCAAACUCCGCCUCGUUGUGGGCGUCCACCUCGGGUGCUACGCGCGCCAGGCUAGCAUACUUGCGGCGCGAAGCAGCACGCAUCUACCAAAUUGGCCGAGGCUCCAGCUCUAUAUGGGACGCGGUUGAUGGACAGCUGAACGUUUUGAGAUCAAAACCGGGCAAUUAUUCGGUUUCUUGCCAUCGGACGUCGAGAUCAUCGCUGGUAUACCGCUACAAGCCACUCCUGAGUGAAGUUUCGAGGUCAAUCACAGGGAAAGGGCCAGCAUCGCUUGGAAUUUUAAUCUACCCAGCCAAUUCGCAUGGCUUGAUCGCCAUUGCCGAGUCAAAUCUAUAUUUUGGAUUGCUGAGCUGUAAACCUGGGCGGGGAUGGAUGGAUUCAGGGCUCACGCGGCACCAGGUGCGGGUUAUUCUAUCGGGGCCAACCCCCCGUGACCGCCAUCCGGCAGACCAAUUAUGGCCUUAUGGCGGUUUAGCGGCGGCCUGUGGGCCGCACCACCUACCGCCAAGUGGCGGUCGACCGCUGGGACCGGUCGAAAUACGGCCUUGGCGGCCUGGAGGUGGUCUCGGCCGUGCCGCGGUGUAUAAACCCCGGCACGUGGGACUUAGGCAGGGAAGGGUGUUGGACCUCGCAAGUCUCCCUCCAAAAAUCACAUUCGGUCAACCUAAUUCGCUUUGCAUUGAUCUCACCAAGUUCCAGUCCUACCUUUCUUUGACUUCGUUACUUUUGAUCUCGGAUAUGGCUACUGCAGAUGACGGAGCCGAAGUGCAGAAUCUCAAUGCUCUACUGCAAAAGUCUCUUUCGGUUCUAAACUUCAAGCCUGAAAUAAGCUUGGCCUCAUUGAUGCCCGGUGUAUCUGCUGCCUCUGCUGAAGCCACUCGUGCGGCGCUCACUGAAAAUACGGAAAAAUAUCAUUGCUUUUUUAAUGACAUGCACUUUCACAAUCAUAUAGCUCAUCAUCUAUUGGCGAUGUAUGCGCUUGGUGCACCGCCGGCCUUGAUCAAGGCCGCUUUCGAGACAGAAGCCCUAGAACAAAGACCUGCGCUCUCACCGCCAUCGGGUGAAAUGUUUAAUGAGAAAAAUUGGACUAUACACUUGGGGGAUGAUAAAUACUAUCCCAGGUACUUGUCCUUCUUUUCCGCCGAGGUUGCUCGGUUAGGCGCCAUGAAUGCGGUAGAUCAUUAUGUCUUUCGCCAAACUGAAGGAGAUAUGCUGAAUCGAUCUUUGGGAGGCGUUUAUCAUCCUAUAAUUCAUUGGGGUUAUGGUCUUGAAUUUUCCGUCGACGGCAUCGUAGCGGAAGGUCUUGCGAUUGCCGCCGUCCAUUCUACCGAGUACAGGAAGUUGCAGUUCAACAAUUUAAUCAAGAUCUCACAGGAACUUGAAGGAUCUAGCGUCAUAGGAUAUGACAAUUCGAACAACAAACCUAACUUUCAAGCUACUGUACAACAGCUCAGGUUGCAUGAGGUCACCUCUCGCGCUCGUCAAGCUUCCAAAGGCCUGACCGCAUUUGAGAUCCUCCACAGGGUGGCAAAAGAUCCAAAAUUGGAAACGCCACAAAACCGUCCAUCAGAUCUGCUAGGGUCCCUCAUCGAUACCUGUGAAAUAAAGUCGAAUGAAAUAUUACAUUGGACUGAUCAAUGGCAUUUCCAACCUAAAUUAGACUGGACUGAAAUAUUGUGCUGGCUGGUCGUUGCAAUUUACGCCUCCAGCUACCACGAUGGACCAUCACCAUAUCAGCUCGACUUUCUUAUGUUACAUUGCGUCACUUCUUGCAUAUCUCUCCCAACGAUCCUCCAGAACUUAUCCAAAGCAUCUCAAAAGGUGCUGCUCACAAGUUACUUUCGUUCCGUCAUUGCGCUUUGGGUUUCACGGGGACGUCGACCACUUCACCUUUCCCAAGAUUUGGGAGUUAAAAGCGUGGAUCCGCACGAGGUAGAGAGUAGCAAAAAGUGGCCAGCAUUGAUCUCUAUUGCAAUGGCCCAUUCGGAUGAACACGUUACAAAGGUAAGCUUCGAACUAGUUCAUACCGAGCCGACCACUGUGGUAAUGUGCCAUGGUCAGAGUAUUUAUAAACGUAUUUUUCUCAAAAAUUAG
Molecule: messenger RNA, 3237 nt
Organism: Melampsora larici-populina 98AG31
Lineage: Eukaryota; Fungi; Basidiomycota; Pucciniomycetes; Pucciniales; Melampsoraceae
Exons: 26
Coding region: 1-3237 (1078 amino acids)
Molecular function (GO): oxidoreductase activity
Source: RefSeq, a predicted model, not a curated record